Messenger RNA from Tupaia belangeri chinensis (Chinese tree shrew), 4622 nucleotides. RefSeq names its product pleckstrin homology and RhoGEF domain containing G3 (gene PLEKHG3). NCBI's taxonomy places the organism in Eukaryota, Metazoa, Chordata, Mammalia, Scandentia, Tupaiidae. The record is from RefSeq and is a predicted model, not a curated record. Gene Ontology annotation, molecular function: guanyl-nucleotide exchange factor activity; small GTPase binding. The transcript has 18 exons. The coding region runs from base 282 to 3962 and encodes 1226 amino acids. Gene Ontology annotation, biological process: regulation of establishment of cell polarity.
AUCCCUCCCUCCCACUGCAGCUCUGGCUAGGUUCGGCCCCGACUUCCUGCCCCGAGUUGGGGAGCGGAGUGCGGGCUAGGGUCCCCGGGGCCGCGACUGCAGCUGGCCGCGUCCUGGACGGCGGAGGGGCUGGCAGGGCCGGUAGCCUGCGCUCCUGGCGACGGCGACUUUCAAACUCGCGCCCGCGUUGCGGCGGCACUGUGAGCGCUGUGAGCGUCCGGAGCCGAGACGGCGACCGCUCGAAUUUCCCUGGGGCGCCCCCUCCAGGCAGCGAUGCCAGGAUGCCUGUCUCUACCUCCCUCCAUCAAGAUGGCAGCCAGGAGCGGCCUGUGAGUCUGACCUCUACCAGCUCCUCGUCAGACUCGUCCCGUGACAGCCACGGUACCAUGGAGGAGCCCAACGGCUCAGAGGCCAUAGCCGAGAAUGGGGCAGGCUCCCUGCGUGGCCGGCAUGGCCCCAACAGCAACAACAACUCCAGUGGCUGGCUGGGCAUGAAGGGGCCCCGCUCUCCAUUUAACAACCUGGCAGCGACAGGGCCUGCGCACCUGAAGCUCAGCUACCUGGGCCGAGUGGUGCGAGAGAUCGUGGAGACAGAGCGCAUGUACGUGCAGGACCUGCGCAGCAUCGUGGAGGACUACCUCUUGAAGAUCAUCGACACCCCUGGGCUGCUGAAGCCAGAACAAGUCAGCGCCCUCUUUGGGAACAUAGAAAGCAUCUACGCGCUGAACAGCCAGCUCCUCAGAGACCUGGACAGCUGCAAUAGUGACCCUGUGGCUGUGGCCAGCUGCUUUGUGGAAAGGAGCCAAGAGUUUGAUAUCUACACCCAGUAUUGCAACAACUAUCCCAACUCUGUGGCCGCCCUGACGGAAUGCAUGCAGGACAAGCAGCAGGCCAAGUUCCUCCGGGACCGGCAGGAGCUGCUGCAGCACUCGCUGCCCUUGGGCUCCUACCUGCUGAAGCCAGUCCAGCGCAUCCUCAAGUACCACCUGCUGCUCCAGGAAAUUGCCAAACAUUUUGAUGAAGAAGAGGACGGCUUCGAGGUGGUGGAGGAUGCCAUCGACACCAUGACUUGCGUGGCCUGGUACAUCAACGACAUGAAGCGGAGGCACGAGCACGCGGUCCGGCUCCAGGAGGUCCAGUCACUGCUCAUCAACUGGAAGGGGCCAGACCUGACCACCUACGGGGAGCUCGUCCUUGAGGGCACGUUCCGCGUGCACCGCGUGCGCAACGAGAGGACCUUCUUCCUUUUUGACAAAACACUGCUCAUCACCAAGAGGCGGGGCGACCACUUUGUCUACAAGGAUCACAUCCCGUGCUCCUCCCUGAUGCUGAUUGAAAGCACCAGAGACUCCCUGUGCUUCACCGUCACCCACUACAAGCACAGCAAGCAGCAGUACAGCAUCCAGGCCAAGACGGUGGAGGAGAAACGGAGCUGGACUCACCACAUCAAGAGGCUCAUCUUGGAGAACCACCAUGCCACCAUUCCCCAGAAGGCCAAGGAAGCCAUCCUGGAAAUGGAUGCCUAUUAUCCCAAUCGGUACCGCUGCAGUCCAGAGCGGCUGAAGAAGGCUUGGUCUUCCCAGGACGAGGUGUCUACCCACGUGCGCCAGGGGCGCCGGCAGUCUGAGCCGACCCGACACCUGCUCAGGCAACUCAGCGAGAAAGCAGCCAGAGCAGCAGGAAUGAAGGGGAAGGGACGCAGGGACUCUGAAGGCCCCAAGAGCUGUAGAAGGCCCAGUAGCCGGUCUCCAAGCAGUUCUGAGAAGCGCAUGAGCUUUGAGUCUAUCUCUUCCCUGCCAGAGGUUGAGCCAGACCCCGAGCCUGGGACGGAGCAGGAUGUAUUUGCUGCCAUGGAAGGUCCCAGCACUGAGGAGAUGCCUUCAGACCCAGAGUCUCCAGUAGUCCAGGAAACACAGCUUGACACCCACCAGGGGCUGCUGAUGGACCACCCAGGUGACAUGGUGGAUUUCGUAGUGGCCGAGAGCACCGAGGACCUUAAGGCCCUGAGCAGUGAGGAGGAGGAAGAAAUGGGGACUGCCCAGGAGCCUGAGAGCCUUCUGCCACCCUCCGUGCUAGACCAGGCCAGUGUCAUUGCUGAGCGGUUUGUUAGCAGCUUCUCGCGGCGGAGCAGCCUGGCACUGGAGGAUGGCAAGUCCAGUGGCUUUGGGACCCCGCGGCUGAUCAGCCGGAGCAGCAGUGUGCUCAGCCUUGAGGGCAGUGAGAAGGGCCCCGCCCGGCGUGGCAGCAUCACAGACUCCCUCAGCCCUCAGCCGCCCCCAGAAGUGGAUACUAGCGUGGGGGUGGCCACAGAGAGUGGCCCUUCUGUCAAUGGGACAGAGCCCCCAAGCCCAGGCCCAGGCUGUCUGGUGGAACCUGACAGGUCUUCCUGUAAAAAGAAGGAAUCGGUGCUCUCUACGCGAGACCGACUGUUGCUGGACAAAAUCAAGAGCUACUACGAGAAUGCGGAACACCAUGACGCAGGCUUCAGCGUCCGGCGGCGGGAGAGCCUCUCCUACAUCCCCAAAGGGCUGGUGAGAAACUCUGUCUCCAGGUUCAACAGCCUUCCCAGGCCAGACCCAGAGCCGAUGGCACCAGUGGGACCCAAGAGACAGGUGGGCUCCCGGCCAUCUUCAUGGGCCCUGUUUGACCUCCCAGGACCAAGCCAGGCAGACUCGGGGGACCCAGCUCCUAUCACAGAUGCUGAGUUCCGUCCGUCCUCGGAAAUUGUGAAGCUCUGGGAGGGAAUGGAGUUAUCUGGGAGGAGCCCUCAGAAGGGGCCAGGCCAGGGCCAGGCCAAUGGCUUUGACCUGCAUGAGCCCCUCUUCAUCCUGGAGGAGCACGAGCUGGGGGCCAUCACAGAGGAAUCGGCCACCGCCUCCCCAGAAAGUGCCUCCCCAACUGAGAGGCCCAGCCCAGCCCACCUGGCCCGGGAGCUGAAGGAGCUGGUGAAGGAGCUGAGCAGUGGUGCCCAGGGGGAGCUGGUCACCCCACUGCACCCCCGCAUCGUGCAGCUGUCCCAUGUGAUGGACAGCCACGUGAGUGAGCGUGUCAAGAACAAGGUCUACCAGCUGGCCCGUCAGUACAGCCUCCGGAUCAAGAGCAACAAGCCAGUGAUGGCUCGGCCACCUCUGCACUGGGAAAAGGCUUCCCCGGAGAGGGACAGAAAGAGCCCUACCAUUCCUUGCCUACAGGGGAAGGCAGGCGAGCCAUCAGGUGGCAAAGGUAAGAGAAAGCCGGUGCUGUCCCUCCUCAACUACGAGCAGCUGGUGAUCCGGGACCAUAGCCCCCCCAAGCCCUCUUCUGCUGGGGCGACCUCGCCACGGCGUUUCUCCUUCAGCCCUUCUGCUGCCAGCCCAAGGACCACAUCUCCUGGGGCCCGGCCCUCUUCCCGCAGCCCCCUCAGCGCUUUCGACACUGAGACUUUCCACUGGCCUGAUGUCCGCGAGCUCUGCUCCAAGUACGCUUCCCAGGAUGAGGCACUCCAAGCCCAGGGCUGUCGACCUCGCGGCCUGCCUGUCAACCGCAGCCGCUCGGUGCCCGACAACAUGGUGCAGCCCCCUCUGGCAGGCAGGGUGGGUCGCUGCUGCAGCCUGAACACAAAGACGGGACAGGGCAGGGGAGAGGCCGCUCAGCCCCAGCCUCCUGGGCCACUACCCCAGAGUGGGCCGGAAGGGGGCAGCGAGGCCCUGUAUGUCACCGCAGACCUCACCCUGGAGAACAACCGGCGGGUGAUUGUCAUGGAGAAGGAGCCCCUUCCCAGCCAUGUUGUGAGGCUGGAGGAGGAGGGCAGUGGGCAGGGACCAAGCUCCCCGGUUACUGAGGUGGGCCAGGGCCAGGAUUUCCAGGAAUCUGCAGAGCAUCCACCAAAGGAAGAGGGCUCCAGGGACUCAGCGGACCUGAGCCAGCAGGGCAGAGUGAGAAACCUGCGAGAGAAGUUCCAGGCCUUGAACUCCAUAGGUUGACUGACUCCUGGGAGAGAGGGAAGCCAUGUGGGUCGUGGGGAGGAACUUGGCUUACUCUCCCAAACCUGGGCUCAUAGGAACUUCUGCCCAGGGCCCUCAGAAAGGCUAUCCCUCUUAGUUUGGGAGAAUGAAUGCCUGCCUUGCAGCCGGGCUUACCUGCUGCCUGUGCUGUGCUCUGGCGCCUCCCCCUGAGGCGUGUGACACUUUCCAUAGACCUGGAUGAGUCUCAUCCCUCUGAGGCUGGUAUGGCCACUGCCCCUGUAAAUAGUUCUUCUCUGGUAAGAAGCCAAAUAUUUAAACUCACUUCCUAGGCAGGGGCAGUUUGGCUCAGGCCUCCCGUAUGGGCUGCCUACUGCCUGACGGAGGAGCCCACCCCGGAGACCCAGGAAGUGACUUGGGGAGAGGCUUUGCUCUUUAACUGUGCCUUUUCUUAGGAUCCAGCAGGAACAAGGCCAAUAAUUUAUUGCUUUCCAUUCUGUGAUGUGUGAGUGUGUGUGUGUGUGUCUGUGUGUGUGUCCUCCUGUUUAUCCCCCUCCUGUGAAGAAUGUGAUGGACUCGGUUCAGGUACUUGAGGGCUGUCUGGCUGACCCUGUGGUUGUCGCUAAUGUACACACAUUUCAUUAUUUGCCAAUGGUGCAAUAACCACUGCUGACCAACCGA